Cloeon dipterum is the source of this 1848-nucleotide messenger RNA. RefSeq names its product fidipidine (gene fidipidine). Gene Ontology annotation, biological process: Golgi to plasma membrane transport. Bases 123 to 1769 code for a protein of 548 amino acids. Lineage: Eukaryota; Metazoa; Arthropoda; Insecta; Ephemeroptera; Baetidae. The transcript has 13 exons. The record is from RefSeq and is a predicted model, not a curated record.
UCUUCCGAUACUAGCGCUCUGUACUGCAUUAGUCGAUUCUGAGAACUACAAAUGUAUACAAAUCUGACAAAUUAAUCAAGGCAGGGUCGCUGAAACCCGUUUAGCCCGUAAAAUCGUUCGAAAUGUCUGUGAAUGAAGAUGUCCAGCAGCAAAUACAGGAAAUUACAGAUCUGCUGGUUGCUGCAGGAUAUUUCCGAGCACGAAUAAAAACACUGCCAGUUUUUGACAAGGUUGUCGGAGGGAUGGUCUGGUGCAUUGUCAAUUGCAAUUUUGAUGUGGACGUGGAUCUGCUUUUCCAAGAAAAUCUCACAAUCGGCCAGAGAAUAGCCUUGACUGAGAAAAUCGUCGCAGUGUUGGGUCAGAUGGAAUGCCCUUACCGCAUUGAGCCCCAUCAAAUCCAAGGGUUGGAUUUCAAAAAUAUUUUUUCUGCCAUCAGGUGGCUCGUGAAGAAAUCAUUGGAGACAAGGAGCAGAAGAGGAGCUCAGAUCAGAAGUCUUGCCGUCAGCAAACUGGACAGAAUGUUCACAGCGCCGCUCAGAGUGGACGUUGAGAAGGAAAAGCACGUCCUGGACGCGAUUCACUCGUACGGAGUGGUCAGAAAAUUUAAAAGGCAAGGAAAACCGCCUGCUGACGAGAUGGCCAGCAUCGAAACCACUCUUUUUGAGUAUAGCGGGCGCUCCUUACAAUUAGGGCUAGGCGAAGUUCAAGAGAAAGACGAGCAGAGAAAGGUCGAAGAGCUGAUGGAGGCGAUGUCAAUUGCAGAGGAUGCAGAGUCCACGAAACUGACUGCCAUGGCUGUGGAGAGCUUUCUGAAAAAUGUUGAGGAAAAAAAGGUCGAAGGAAAGGUCGAGAGCUCUCCGAGUAGUGGCUUGAGACGGAAAUAUCUGUUGGAGAGCCAGAGAGAAGCUCUAGUCGCCUCUCUUGCAAAGUGCCAGGAAGAGAAAUCACAGACGCUGCAGAAACUUGCUGAGGCAGAGAGCAAAGUUAGUUCUCUCGUUGAAUCUCAACAGAAGCUUGACGAAGAGGGGGAGCGGCUCUCCACGCUCUACAGCACCACAAACAAAGAUAUUGUCGAUAAACUGAUUGACAAAGUGGAGAAGCUGGAGAGCCUCAAGCAGGACGAGGUUGCCUUCAAACAGCAAUGCCAUAAGGAUCUGGAAGUGCUCCAGAAUAAACUCAGUGAAGUGCAAAGCGAUCCCAGAGAAAGAAAGGAGACGGUUCCUUCAGAAAGAGAAGGCGAGCAGGCCAAGGAGUUGGCAGCGCUGCGCAUUUACUACGGAAAACUGAACCGCAACAUCGCCUCGAUGCUGCGGCAAAUCGACGAGGUGCCUGGCAGGGCCGAGCUGGCCCAGUACCAAAAGCGAUUCCUGGAACUCUACACUCAAGUUGCUGACAAACACAAGGAGACGAAGCAAUACUACACCCUGUACAAUACCUUGCACGACACGCACUCCUUCCUGAAAAAGGAACUCGACCUUCUCAACUCCAUCCAGGAGAGCUACAAUGAGGCGAUGAUGAGUUCAGCGGGCAAGGAGCAGUUCAACGAACAGUUCAAGUUGAUUGUCGAGCGAGUGCGGCAGAACAAAUCAAAGAUCGAGGCUAAGCACAACGAGGAAAAAUCCAAGCGGGACCGGCUGAGCCACUCGCUGCUCAGUCUGGUGGAGAAGGAGCGCAGCUACAUCAACGCAAUCAAAAGACUCACGAUCGAGUGCAGGAAAAACGAAGACUUGCUUGCUGCCGUUCGCAAUAGGACAGCAGCAAAUAAUUAGAAGGAAAUUAUAAAUUCCAUUAUAUACCUAGAUAUUCUUUAGUUUAAUAAAACUAUUUACACGUUUUUGUUAUAUAUGA